GCUUGGAACACAGGUAGCAGCCAGACGGGAAGUUCUGCCCAGACACGUGGCUGGCCACAAGUUGAUGGGAAACUGCGGCGCAGACAGACCUGGAGGAGCGUUGGCCGCCGCGGAGUGAUCCUGAGGAUGAAGUUGCUCCAGUGGCUGAUACUCCUGUCCCCCUGGGGAGUCGCAGGGGCUGAACUAGGGAAGUUUUGGCAUAUCUCUGACCUGCAUCUGGACCCCAACUACACCAUAUCCAAAGAUCCCCUCCAGGUGUGCCCGUCAGCCGGAUCCCAGCCUGUGCCAAAUGCCGGCCUCUGGGGUGACUACCUCUGCGAUUCGCCUUGGGCCCUUGUCAACUCCUCCGUCUAUGCCAUGAGGGAGAUAGAGCCAAAGCCAGACUUCAUUCUCUGGACAGGGGAUGACACACCGCACGUCCCCAAUGAGAGGCUAGGGGAGGCAGCUGUACUGGCAAUCGUGGACCGCCUGACCAACCUCAUCAGAGAGGUCUUUCCAGAUACCAAAGUCUAUGCUGCUCUGGGAAAUCAUGACUUUCACCCUAAAAACCAGUUCCCAGCAGAGAGCAACAACAUUUACAAUCAGGUGGCGGGAAUGUGGCGGUCCUGGCUUAGCAACGAGUCCUUCGCUCUCUUCAAAGGAGGUGCCUUCUAUUCUGAGAAGUUGCCGGGUCCCGGCAAGGCAGGGCGAGUUGUGGUCCUCAACACCAACCUGUACUACAGCAGCAAUGAGCAGACAGCCGGCAUGGCUGACCCUGGCCAGCAGUUCCGGUGGCUGGGAGAUGUGCUGAGCAAUGCAUCUCGGGACGGGGAGAUGGUGUACAUUAUUGGCCACGUGCCCCCGGGGUUUUUUGAGAAGACACAGGACAAGGCCUGGUUCCGAGAAAGCUUCAACGAGGCUUAUCUGAAGUUGGUCCAGGAGCACCAUCGCGUCAUAGCGGGGCAGUUCUUUGGGCAUCACCAUACCGACAGCUUCCGAAUGUUCUAUGACAACGCAGGCGCCCCCAUAAGCGUCAUGUUUCUCACACCCGGCGUCACCCCGUGGAAGACCACAUUACCCGGAGUGGACAACGGGGCCAACAAUCCAGGCAUCCGUCUUUUUGAGUAUGAUCAAGCUACACUCAACCUGCAGGACACGGUGACCUACUUCUUGAACCUGAGCCAGGCGAAUGCCCAGAAGAUCCCACAUUGGGAGCAGGAAUACCGCCUGACAGAAGCCUACCAGGUGCAGGAUGCCAGCACCAGCUCCAUGCACACGGUACUGACCCGGAUCGCCAGCGAGCCUCACAUCCUGCAACGUUAUUACAUCUAUAACUCAGUCAGCUACGACCAUUCGACCUGCAGUAACAUCUGCCGCACCGAGCAUGUGUGCGCCAUGCAACAGGUGGCGUUUGACACCUACGCUACCUGCUUACAUGGCCUUGGUGCCAAGCUAGUGCCUGGUUUCCUGCUGGUACUGACUCUGCUGCCAAGCCUGCUCGUAUUGGUGGUGCUAUGACUGUAGGCGCUGCCAGCCUACUUACCCUCUUACUGGCUUCAUCUUUCUCCCGGUGAAUUUGGGCAAGUACACCCAAGGGAGAGAUGAACUUUGCCCGCAGUCUCCCCUGUCUGCGGAGAGCAAACUGGGAUGGGACAUUUGGAUUCACCAGAGAGGUUCCAAGGGAGCACGUUUCUUCCAAGUUUCACGUUUUUUUCCCACAAAACAUGCUCGUGGUACACGUCUU
Molecule: messenger RNA, 1723 nt
Organism: Acomys russatus (golden spiny mouse)
Lineage: Eukaryota; Metazoa; Chordata; Mammalia; Rodentia; Muridae
Gene: Smpdl3b
Product: sphingomyelin phosphodiesterase acid like 3B
Exons: 8
Coding region: 127-1497 (456 amino acids)
Biological process (GO): sphingomyelin catabolic process
Molecular function (GO): sphingomyelin phosphodiesterase activity
Source: RefSeq, a predicted model, not a curated record